This is a messenger RNA of Micropterus salmoides (largemouth bass), 2947 nucleotides long. RefSeq names its product kyphoscoliosis peptidase (gene ky). Bases 77 to 2644 code for a protein of 855 amino acids. The transcript is spliced from 7 exons. NCBI's taxonomy places the organism in Eukaryota, Metazoa, Chordata, Actinopteri, Centrarchiformes, Centrarchidae. The record is from RefSeq and is a predicted model, not a curated record.
ACAUCUCUGCCCGACACUCCAGCAAACAUCCAGCAGACAUUUUAAUUCCUCCAAGGGACAUUAUGCUUUCAGCAUAAUGGCAGCUAAAGUUGCAAUUCAGAAGUUCUCCUUCCCCUUCUCCUGUGCUGCACGCCUUUCUCAGCAAGAUGACGUGACCCAAAAGGGAUGUGUACAGGCGAAGGCUCAGGAGCUUCAUAACCUUCAGGAGAAUCCAGUCUUAACCCAACCAAGCUCUGUUGCAGUUAUAGGAGCUCUGGUGCAUGAUGAGAACGAAGCUCAGGAGAGUCCAAAACCACCUUCUGGGGGAGACAUGGCAGUUGCAGAGGUCCUGGUCUGUGCCGCAGCUUCACAGAGUGCUGUGCUCUCUAGGCAGAGUGUUUUUGAGAAACUGACGGUUGAAAGUGAAGAUCAGCGGCCUGCAGCAAAGAGACAGCUGUCGUCCGAGAGCGCAGCCAGGACCAUCACCGUGGUGAAAAAGAGUGCAGUGACGAAGGAGGCCGAGGAACAGAGGCACCUGAAACCAAAAGUGCACUUGGGACAGAGGGUGUCACCAUGCCCUAUGGCAGUAGGGAAGAGGAGGCGUCGAAAGGACCUCUUCACCAACUCUGAGGUCUUCCACAGGGUUGAUUCACAUGUCAUCAGGGCAGGAGCAGAGCUGAAGGAAAAGUGUGUGUAUGAUGUGAAGACGAUAGUACAGAGCAUCACACGAGGAGCCAGAAAUGAGCUGGAGAGGCUUCGUGCCAUCUGGGUCUGGCUGUGCCACAACAUCGAAUAUGAUGUAAGUGGGUACCUUGGCCACUCAGAGAAGCUGAGCUCACCAGAGGAGGUGAUAGCAGCCGGUCGGGGUGUGUGCUGUGGCUACUCCAACCUCUGUACAGAGAUGUGCAGAGAGGUGGGCAUCGAGUGCCAAGAAGUUCCGGGGCACAGUAAGGGCAUCGGGUACCGUCAGGGCCACAGCCUUAAGAAUGUGAAAUCUGAUCACUUGUGGAACGCUGUGCUUCUGGGAGGACAGUGGUUCCUAUUGGAUGCCUGUUGGGGAGCAGGACGAGUAGAUAUGGAACAUGAAAGCUUCGUCAGAAGGUUUGAUGAUUUCUAUUUCCUAACGGACCCGGAGGAGUUCAUAGAUUCACACUUCCCCGAUGAGGAGAAAUGGCAGCUCCUGGACUUACCCAUCACCCUCGAGGACUUUGAGAGGAGGGUUUUCAAGACCUCAGCCUUCUUCACCAUGGGGCUCAGGCUGAUUCAGCCUCAUCACUCUCACAUCGUCACAGAUGAUGGCGAGGCAAACGUGUCCCUCGGCUUCUCCAGGCCAGCAACCUUUACCUAUGAGAUCACACAGCACCAGGACCUUCUCCAUUGUGGAGCUUCUGAGCAGAAGGAGUCCAGCAACUCCUCCUACGGCCUCCUGACGGUGUCCCAUCGCAGCAUGAAGCUGCAGCUCCUGCCACCUGCAAGUGGUGUAUAUGACGUGAAGGUGUUUGCCAGACCAGAAACUGCCACCACGCCCCUGAUUUGGGUAUGCUCCUUCACAGUCGAGUGUCCGACUCCCAGGGCCAUGGAGGAGAUCCCAGACAAUCCCUUCUUGUCUUGGGGCCUGCAGCCUGUCGCUGGAUCCCUUGGUGUCGCAGGCAGCAUCCAGGGCAGCGAGGUUGCUGAGGUGGAAGAAGGUGUCUUUGAAUUGUCAUUAAAGACAUCCAGGCCUCUGAUGGUCCUUUGUGAACUGGUCCACCCAGGGAUGGAAGCUGCUGUAGCCAAGCGCUGUCUUGCUACUCAAAUUAAAAAGGAUGUCCUGACCUGCCAUGUCCUGUGCCCCAUGCGUGGCUUUUACCGGCUGUCAGUGUUUGUACGGGACUAUGAGAAAACAGAGGUCAAGUUCCAGAAUGCUGCAAACUUCCUGUUACACUGCAAAGGGAAGGUGGUCAGUCUGAAUGAGCUCUUCCCUCCUAACCUGGGCUCAGCAUGCGGGCCAGGGACGCGCACAUCAGAGGCAGGACUGACCAAAUUCAGCCAUACGACAGCGGUGGUGAGUACCCAGCAAGGCAAGUGUAACAUCACCUUCCACAACCAUCAGGACCUUGAGCUUCACACUGUGCUAAGCAGAGAAGAGAGCAAAACAGCAGCCAUACCACUUUCACGCCACCUCUUCUGCACAUACACAGACAGCAAGGUGACUGUGAGCGUCAGCCUACCUGAUCCUGGGGUGUAUCGCCUGGGCCUGUAUGCUAGGCUCACCCCUGGUGGAGAUUUCAACCCCAUGUGUGACUUUGUUCUGAGGAACAGCUGUGAUCAGCCAGGGCCUCCGUUCCCUUGUGUCUACUCAGCCUGGAGGAAGGGUUGUGUGCUCUUUGAGCCUCGCGUGGGCCUGCUAGAGCCCCUCUCGUGGGUCCGCUUCAGGGUGAGGAUCCCUGGAGCCCAAAGGGUGAGCGUGGUGGGAGAGACGCGAACUGAUCUGAAACUAAAUAAGAGCAGAGUCUGGGAGGGCGAAGUUUUCAGUGGAAAUGGUCUCGAACAACUGAAACUGGCCGCUGCCUCGGGGGAUUCCAGUGACAUGGCUGUUUUGAUGACCUUUGACAUCAACCAGUUGGAGAGAGAGAAGUGUGAAAUCAAAAGACAAACACCAGAUGGGCAGCUGUUAACAGCCUGAUGAAGUUAUUGAUAUGGACUGAUGCAAAUCAGACUGGGGUUGAAAAUAUUUGCAAAUACUUCAAACUGUAAGGCAUAAUCUUUCAGGUUAAACUAUAUCAACACAACACAGAUGGAGCCAGGCUAUUGCCAGUCACAGUAAGGUGUAUAAAAUUAAAUUUGAAAUAUGAUGCUGUGAAUGUAUAAACUCGUAAUGAAGUGAUAAAAAUGCAAUACCAAACUGACCUGACAAUUUUAGGAAGGGCUUUUAUCCAGAUAGUAUUCAGUACAAAAACCUUUUAAAAUUGACAAUGGUGGUCAGAUA